GAUUAUGUGUGUGUGCAUGGGAUUAUUGACGAGGACAGUGGAAAUGACUUCAGGCUCUGCCUCCAUCGAUGCGUUUUUACAUUUUAAACCUGUGCUUUCACCUCACAACAAUAUUCUACAUCGAUAGUUCUGUUGGAAUCCAGAGCGGCCACGGUUUCACAACUGCGCCCUUCUCUUGUCCACUCAGGUAGAAUUGGAUUUGAGCACAACCUCAUCCCUCAACUUCAAGAAGAAUGGCUGUCGAACUCGUCAAAAUCGGCAUUUCAUUGAAAAUGCUACCAAAUAACAGUGCCGUGUACUUCAAAUCGGACGGAGCGAGAUUUGGCCAAACCAGGACGAUUAAAUUGUUAACGGGGUCAAAGUACAAGAUUGAAGUGGUUGUCAAACCUGGGGCUGUGGAGGCAACCACCAUGAGUGUAGGUGGAGUCACCUUCCCCUUGGAGCAGCAGUCUAGAGACCCCCAGUCCGUAGUCUACACUGGCAUCUACGACACAGAGGGAGUGACGCACACCAAGAGCGGAGACAGACAAGCUGUACAGAUCAGCAUGCAGUUCCCAGAGGUGGGCUCUUUUGAGGUGGUGUGGCAGGUGAAGUACUACAACUAUAACAAGAGGGACCACUGCCAGGGGGGAAACAGUUUCAACAGCAUCGAGUACGAGUGCAAGCCCAACGAUACGCGCAGCCUGAUGUGGGUCAACAAGGAGCUGUUUGUCUGACGGACCGACCAACCAACACAGGCAGCAUCAGGGUUGUGUUCAUUAGACAUCAAACAGAAGAAAACAGUGAAACUGGGAGGUGCUAACCUGAAAUUAGCCAACAGAAAUGCCUGUUUUUUUUUUAUUUCCGUUGGCAAAAUGUUUUCCCACGGUGUGCCCUAAUGAACACGACCCAGAUGAACAUGAGAGAUGACGUUCAGCUUCCGGAUAGUGAUAGACGGUGUGUACCAGAUCCAGCCAGCAUGGAACCCCUCAUAGCGUAACAAUGCUGUUGUUAAAUAACUAAAGAUGUAUAAUUUGCUGUAUGUUGGUGUGUGUUUAUAGCUAUGCAGAUUUAUGUUAGGUGUGUGUGUGUGUGUGUGUGUGGUGUGUGUGUGUGUGUGUGUGUGUGGUGUGUGUGUGUGUGU
Messenger RNA from Coregonus clupeaformis (lake whitefish), 1123 nucleotides. Its product is annotated as CB1 cannabinoid receptor-interacting protein 1-like. Lineage: Eukaryota; Metazoa; Chordata; Actinopteri; Salmoniformes; Salmonidae. Gene Ontology annotation, molecular function: type 1 cannabinoid receptor binding. The record is from RefSeq and is a predicted model, not a curated record. Gene Ontology annotation, cellular component: plasma membrane. The transcript has 3 exons. Bases 234 to 716 code for a protein of 160 amino acids. Gene Ontology annotation, biological process: negative regulation of signaling receptor activity.